Molecule: messenger RNA, 567 nt
Organism: Talaromyces rugulosus
Lineage: Eukaryota; Fungi; Ascomycota; Eurotiomycetes; Eurotiales; Trichocomaceae
Exons: 4
Coding region: 1-567 (188 amino acids)
Biological process (GO): vacuolar transport
Cellular component (GO): endosome
Source: RefSeq, a predicted model, not a curated record
AUGUCUCUUCCAAACGUGUGGCAUCUCCGGCGCGUAGCCGAUACCGCGUCUAAAGCGUGCACUAUUUGCUACAAGCCGUCGACGAGCGUACUCAUAACGCCCGAUAACAAAGACUUUUUUUACACAUGUCCAGCGCACCUCAAAGACCGAAGCUUCUGCUCGCCAAUCGUCGACGCGGGGGAAGAAGCCAAGAAAAAAAAGGACGAAGAACUAGCACGCGAGAUUGAAAAUGUAAAGCGAGAAUACGAAGAGAAGCAGAAAAAGAAAAAGGAAAAGAAAGAAAAGGAGAAAAAGGCAGAUGACGAUAAAGAUAAAGACAAAGAUGAUAAGACGUCGGAAAAGGACGACGACAAAAAGGCAGAACAGGAAAAGAAUGCCAAGAUUGAGCAACUACAGAAAGAAGCAGAGCCCAAGGCUGAUGACUCACCUCGCAUAUUUGCAUUGCACAAGAAUUUCUAUCAAAUGCGCAUCAACCGGAUACGCAGUAUCGACUUGGCAAAGAGAAAUGCAGAACGCUUGAAAAAUCCAGCGUCGUUUCCAUCAGUGCCCAAGGGGGACUUGCAAUGA